UAACAGGCGUACAACGAAACGAUUUAUCUAAAAAACGAAUUGAUAUGUCUUAACAUUUGUCUACACGUAUACGUUACAUACCUACGAACAGUAAAAUCUUUAAAGAUAACAGUGGGAAUAUAAUGUACAAAAGAAUCCGCAGAUAAGCUCAGCAAAUCUGAUAAAUGAUAUUUACCGACACUUUAAUUUAAAAGAGUGCCAAUUUUCUUUUUAAUUUUUGAAAUACUCCGACAGUCAGCGCAAAUUUUAAUUGGAGUGUUCACUUUCGCCAUGAAUGCGUACAUCUUUAAGUUCCACUUGGCAGUUUUCAUUAUAAAUUGUUUUUUGUCCGGAAGAAAUGGUCAUGUGCUCGAUGAAACUCCAGUAAUAGAUGGCCACAACGACUUGCCAUACAAUCUCUACGCUCUACUGCGAAAUAAUUUGUCAGGAUUUAAUUUUUCGGCAGACCUAACUUCCGACCCUGUUUGGGGAUCAUGUUCAUCCUGUUUUACCGAUAUACCUAGACUAAGAAAAGGGAAAGUAGGCGCUCAGUUCUGGGUAGCAUACGUAGGUUGUUCAACUCAAUACAAAGAUGCUCUAGGAAAAACGCUAGAACAGAUUGAUGUUAUAAAGAGAUUGGUGAAAGCAUAUCCCAAUGAUCUACUAUUGGCUACAACAGCAGACGAUAUUGUACAAGCGUUUAAUCAAAGCAAAAUUGCAAGUCUCAUUGGAGUAGAGGGAGGACAUUCAAUGGACUCUCGUUUGGGAGUUUUGAGACUUUUUUACGAAUUAGGUGUCCGCUACAUGACCCUCACACAUUCCUGCAACACACCAUGGGCUGACAAUUCCUACGUCGAUGAUGCAGCUCCUGUGCUCAAUUUAACCGAAUAUGGAAAGACAGUUGUUCGUGAAAUGAAUAGAUUGGGAAUGAUGGUAGAUUUGUCCCAUGUUUCCCAUGCGGUUAUGAAUCAAGCAAUUAUGGCUAGUAGAGCUCCAGUUAUUUUCUCCCAUUCAUCAUCGUAUUCGAUAUGUCAACAUAACAGAAAUGUUCACGAUGAUACGUUGCAGCUUUUGAGAAACAACAAUGGAAUUAUAAUGGUUAACUUUUAUAGUGGAUUUGUCAACAACAAUGCGACAGCAGCAGAAUUAGAUGACAUAGUGAGACAUAUCAAUUAUAUUGUGGAUCAAAUAGGCGUCGAAUAUGUCGGAAUUGGUGCUGAUUACGACGGAGUUGAUUCCAUGCCUAGAGGCUUGGAAGAUGUAUCAAAAUAUCCCGUUUUGUUUGAUCGACUUCAACAACUAAACUCAACCAGAUGGACCAAUGAAACCUUACAAUUACUAGCUGGUAGAAACUUUCUGAGGGUGUUCUACGAAGUAGAAAGGGUAAGGGAUAAUUUAGCAAACGAAGAGCCUUAUCAAGAAUGGAUUUCGUACGAAGAUUUAGAUGCAGUAGACAAUGUUUCGGUUUGGAACUGUAGAACACUCCUCAAUAAUACAAGUCCAUCGCUUCCUAGUGCACAGGCUUCAAUCGCUAAACGUUCAUUCAAUGGUGUUGUAAUAUUUACAGUUAUUGUCAUGUAUAUGUUUCUGACAUAUAGCAUUUUAGCUUAGAAAUCAGUCUAAAGGAAAAUUACUAUGUAUGUUAUAGUCAAAUCUCGAAGCUCCGGCACUCCUAGGUUUGACUAGUCAAUCCUCAGGUGUGACUUAAAGCCCAAAUAAAUGACUAUUUUUGACCUUUGACUAAAGAAUUUUCGUUAAACCCAGGAGAAACUAAUUUGGUCGGGAAACCGUAGAAAUUGAAUUUCAUUAAAUCGGGGUUUGACCAACCAAACUUCAAUUAGAUAUUAGAAUGUCUUAGUUUGUUGGAUUAGGCAUAAUAAAACGAAAUGGAAAGACGUUUUCUUUAUAGCUGCUUUAACUGAUUCUAUCUCACAGAUAAUCUGCCCAUACGUUUGUUUAUUUCUAAUAUGAAAUCAACACUUAUGUUUAUUCAGAUUAGUAAUUUUCUCUUUAAACUUCAUUUUAUCCGCGAUUUCAGUAACAACACUAUUUGAUUCGCAAGCUCAAUGUCCAAACAUGAAAUGACAAAAUAAUUUAUCGGAACACCGCAAGACACGUAUAAACCUGUUUAAAAAAACCGAGUCUAGGAUCAACUUGGCAAAGUCCUAAACAGAUUAUUUUACUUUCGACGUUUGAAGUUAGGAACUUCUAGGUUUAACUAAAAAUACUUCAGUCAAAUGCUCAAAUUCGAAUUUAUUCCGAGGUUUGCCUCAAAGCUUUGGUCAAAUCUAGCAUAAACCAGUCAUUUUGGGAAGAGACUGCAUAUCGACCUUUGAUUAUAACAUAUAUUAUUAUUAAAAUUAUAAUAAACGAAUAUAAUGAAUA
Molecule: messenger RNA, 2364 nt
Organism: Agrilus planipennis (emerald ash borer)
Lineage: Eukaryota; Metazoa; Arthropoda; Insecta; Coleoptera; Buprestidae
Product: dipeptidase 1-like
Exons: 12
Coding region: 271-1590 (439 amino acids)
Biological process (GO): proteolysis
Molecular function (GO): metallodipeptidase activity
Source: RefSeq, a predicted model, not a curated record